UUUUCUUUUUCUUUUCCUUUUCCUUUUUGAUAUGAAGACUCGGCAGUCGAAGCUUUAAGCUUUGGGAUCUUAUCAUUAACCUUACCUACCUAGUAUUGAUGAUACUGAGGUUGACUCAUUGACGAUAUGACAAGCAGUGUCUACCUAGUACCUACUAUUCUAGAACAAUAAGUCGAUGACAACAAUGAAUAACAAUGUCUAUUUUUACUUGAAUGACUUAAGGUUAUUAAACGCGCUUUUCAACCAGUCAAUCAAUUCUCCAUCCUCAUAAUGAUUGAACUUGGUUUAAAUCGCAUCAGCCGUCUUUUAAGGCAUACGCCUCAACCGUGGAAAGCCAUUCAUGUCGCAGGUACCAAUGGAAAAGGUUCAAUAUGUGCCUAUCUAUCUGCAAUGCUACACGCCAGUGGUGUUCGCUGUGGCAGAUUUACUUCACCUCAUUUAAUUGACAGGUGGGAUUGCAUUACCAUCGACGAACAACCAAUUCGAGAAACCAUCUUCCGCGAGGCUGAAGCUCUAGUGCUAAAGAGAAAUCAAGCAGAGAAUCUCAAAGCAUCUGAAUUCGAAUUACUUACGGCUACGGCAUUCGAAGUAUUUUAUAAAGAGAAGAUAGAGAUGGGAGUAAUUGAAGUUGGUCUAGGAGGAAGAUUGGAUGCGACAAAUACCAUGGAGAACAAAGCUGUCACUAUAAUCUCGAAGCUUGGUUUGGAUCAUCAAUCAUUUCUAGGAAAUACAAUCGAGGAAAUAGCUCGAGAAAAAGCUGGAAUUAUGAGAUCUGGCGUUCCUUGUGUUUUGGAUAGGAGCAAUAUACCUUCUGUACGAGAAGUCAUCUCAAAUUAUGCCAAAGAAGUCGGAACGGAUGUGGUCAUCAGUUCUACAGAAUCAGCAUUUUUGGAUGAAAUUAAAGGCCAAGAUCUCGAACCACAUCAAUUGGAGAAUUUAGCUUGCGCAUAUACUGCAUUUCACUUAGCAUAUACGAAAUUGGAAUCUCCUCUACAUCGACUCCUACCAGCUAUAAAAAACAUUCAUUGGCCCGGUAGGCUUCAAACUACUGAUGUUAGAGCUGUGACAGGUCGAAAAGAGCCUAUACUACUGGAUGGCGCACACAACGUUCAAUCUGCAGAAGUUCUUGGUUCAUAUGCCAAUGGAAAACUUCGAACGAAAUCAAAUAAAGUAACAUGGGUACUGGCAGCUUCUCAAGGGAAAGAACUUGAUGGAAUAAUGAAAGAGAUCUUAAGAGAAGGGGAUUGUGUAGCAGCAGUUCAAUUUGGACCAGUAGAUGGAAUGCCAUGGGUUCAAGCUAUGGAUACUGAAGAUAUUUUACAUGCAGCCUCGACAGCUGGUAUUUCUACCACUUGUCUUCAUGAUUCGGAAUCAGAUAUUUCUGGAGCAUUAAGAUGGGCUGCCACUGUUGCUCAAGGUGGACCUAUCGUUGUUGCAGGCAGUCUUUAUUUAGUCUCUGAUGUACUACGGCUCUUAAGAGACGCAGAAGUAGUGAAGAAUUCAUGGCUAGGUUAGACCAGCUACAUUUUCAACAUGAAUGGAUAGACGUGAGACAUCACUUUUUCUUUACUUCUCCAGACUGCCACGAGCUACAAUAUGGUGUUUACUCUUUCAAUCACAAACUACCUACUUCCAAGCUA
Molecule: messenger RNA, 1640 nt
Organism: Sclerotinia trifoliorum
Lineage: Eukaryota; Fungi; Ascomycota; Leotiomycetes; Helotiales; Sclerotiniaceae
Source: the annotation of a GenBank genome assembly